Messenger RNA from Alternaria rosae, 810 nucleotides. Its product is annotated as HotDog domain-containing protein. The record is from RefSeq and is a predicted model, not a curated record. Lineage: Eukaryota; Fungi; Ascomycota; Dothideomycetes; Pleosporales; Pleosporaceae. The transcript is spliced from 2 exons. The coding region runs from base 149 to 730 and encodes 193 amino acids.
CGGAGCUCCAAGCUCCCCACAACCCGUCCUACCGUUACACCUCGGCAUCUUUGCUACCCCAGAGUCUCGCAAGCUCCGCAAUCAUGUCCUCAAUGAACGCGAAGGCAGCACACGCAAUUCACACUGCAAAGACUAUCAAUACACCAUCAUGGACGCCAAGAUUUCCCACCUGUCGUCUGUUCCCUGGGCCGCUGCUUUGAUUAACGACCCCAACUGGACGCCAAUGGAGACCAGCUCGCGAUCAGUAAAGCCAUCAGGGGAAGACUCCUUCUUCGCAGGAACGCUUGGCACUGAUCGCACAAUAAAAACUCUUCUUACGUUUUGUCCGAAAAAUGAGGAAACAGGCGACAUCGCGUACAAAGAGAUCAAAACCAUUGUGGAGCUAGGCGAUGGGCUACAAGGCUACCCACGGAUCGCACACGGUGGCUUCCAAGCAACGUUGCUUGACGAGAUGUCCGGCGUCUUGAUCGGGACGGUCAUGGAGAAAAAAGCGCAAAGGUCGAGUGAGGAUGGUCGCCGCGCACCAGUCGCAAGCUACGUUACUGCCUAUCUAAACACUACCUACAAGAAGCCAGCGCCAACCCUGCAGGCACUUCUCUGCACAGCCAAGAUCGAACGAAUAGAAGACGGCGGCCGCAAACUAUACGCUCGAGCGACUCUCGAAGACGGCAACGGUACGAUAUACACCAUCGGCGAGGGCAUGUUCAUCAGACUUUCAACCAAGCUAUGAUACCUCUGAAUGAUCAUGCGCUUUGCAUGGGAAUAAGCAGUGACCCCACAGUACUACUACGUGCCACGGAAUAUAUUAGA